Molecule: messenger RNA, 4662 nt
Organism: Alexandromys fortis (reed vole)
Lineage: Eukaryota; Metazoa; Chordata; Mammalia; Rodentia; Cricetidae
Product: zinc finger protein 134
Exons: 3
Coding region: 1028-1792 (254 amino acids)
Biological process (GO): regulation of DNA-templated transcription
Molecular function (GO): DNA-binding transcription factor activity, RNA polymerase II-specific; RNA polymerase II cis-regulatory region sequence-specific DNA binding
Source: RefSeq, a predicted model, not a curated record
UAACCUUAGUGAUUUUGAUGUGUGUGUUCCAUUAGGGGAACAUCUGAAGUAAUUUGUCUCAGUAUUUGCACUCCUUGUUCUCUGGGUGCGGGCCUUCUCAGAUAAAGGUGUUCCCGCUUGUCCCAGCGAUGGUCUGGGAACUUUCCCAGAACUUUAAGUCAAGUCACACUGUUUAAGCCCCAACUGAUGCUGCAGUCAGCGACCUUUGAGGCAAUUUCUCUGAAGGAACUACAUUACCCACAAUGCAGUGCUUCUUGUGGGAGCAUUUCCGUUUAGGCGGGACUUCCGGAAUCUUCCUCUCGUCAGGCAUCUUGACAGCUUUAUGGCCAAACUUUGGAACCUGAGCUAGGAGAUCGGGUCUCCUGGGCCAGGCGAGCAGCGGUCCCUGCUCGCCCCACUUUGGUGCUGCUCUGGCAGGUGAGGUCCGUGGCCAUGAAUCCUGCGCAGAUCCUUUAUGGUUCCUGAAGUAUGGCCAACAAGAGAGUCCUGGGCACUUGGCUGAGAGGUGAUGACUCUAAGCACAGCAGAAGGGACUUGGAUCAACUCAAGUUGUUGGUGUGCAAUGAAGGAUGAAGAAGACCUUCCUGAACCAAGCAUUUCUCUUGGAGCGCCACAUGUUAACACUCUCAAGGCAGCUUCUUUCUUCACACAGACAACUUACCCUUGUGACGUAUGUGGCCCCAUUUUGAAUGGUCUUUUAGAUGUGGACGAACACCAAGGAACACACACUGCACUUAUAACGUGUUCCUGCAUGGCAUGUGAGAAACAGUUCUGGUUAAGUGAAAGCUUUUGCCAGAACCUGUAGCAUAACACUGUAGAGAAUUCUUCACAAAAUAAUCAAGGCGAAGCCUCAUUAGUUAAGAAUUUCAAAGGUCAUGAAGAGCCUUACUCUUCAGAGAAGCCUUCUGCGUUUGAGGUGGAGCAGAGGAACCUUCAGGACAGUCCGAUUGUUGCCCGACAAAAGGUCACCUAUAGCCAGAAGAUAGCAGGGGGCAAUGAGAGUGAAGACAGCUUUCAUGUUGGACAAAUGCAUUAUAAGUGUAGUGAGUGUGGGAAAGGUUUUAACCGCAAAGAUACCCUGGUGCAGCACCAGAGGAUCCACAGUGGAGAAAAGCCUUUUGAGUGCAGGGAAUGUGGGAAAGCCUUCAGCCGCAAAGCCACACUCGUCCAGCACCAGAGGAUCCACACUGGAGAAAGACCGUAUGAGUGUGGUGAAUGUGGAAAAGCCUUCAGUCGCAAAGACAACCUCGCUCAGCACAGGAGAAUCCACACUGGAGAAACGCCGUACAAGUGCACGGAAUGUGGGAAGUACUUUAGCCAUCACUCCAACCUCAUAGUACACCGGCGAGUUCACAGUGGAUCGAGGCCUUAUAAGUGCAGUGAUUGUGGGAAAGUAUUCAGACACAAAUCUACCCUUGUUCAGCAUGAAAGUAUCCACACUGGAGAAAACCCUUAUGAUUGCAGUGUUUGUGGGAAAUCCUUUGGGCACAGAUACACCCUCAUUAAACAUCAGAGAAUUCACACCCAGACAAAGCAUUUUGAAUGCACUGAAUGUGGGAAGCUUUUCAGUAGAAGCUCUGAUUUUAUAGUACACCAAAGGGUUCACACUGGGGAAAGGCCUUUUGUGUGCAGCAAGUGUGGGAAAGAUUUCAUCCGAACCUCCCACCUUGUUCGGCACCAGAAAGUUCACUCUGGAGAAAGACCAUAUGAGUGCGGCGAGUGUGGGAAAGCCUACAGCUUAAGCUCCCACCUGAAUCGGCACCAAAAGAUCCACGCAGCCAAGAGACUGUAGGAAUGCUUGCAACACAGUGUUCAGUCAGGUGAGGAGUCUCAGAUAGAGCUAUGUUGUAUUGUACUUUCUGACCAGCUCAAGUAACUUGCCUAGCGUUCUUUCACUCAGUGCAUAUGGCUGAAAUCACUUGAACUCCUCCAUCUUGGUCUUUCCAACAUCCUCUGGAAAGAAAACUUAUUUACUCAGCCCAGUCCCUGUGAUAAUUGUGAAGCACACGUGAUAACAGUAAGAUUUCUCUCUCUGUCAUAACUGACUGGUAGACUUGUCUUCAGCCAAGAUGGUCUGAGCUGUGCUUGUAUUUGGCUUGCAAAGAUAAUUUACUUCAUGGAUGUUGUUUUUGUGUGAAAUAUUUUUAUUUGUUGACUUGAGACAGUACUGUUAUUUGGCCUAAGCUAGCCUUGAACUUCCCUUUCCUCAGUUUCUUAGUAGCUGAGAGUUUAGACCUGUGCCACUAUCCCGAGCUCUUUAUGAACUUCGUAACAUACUGUUUUUUUUUUCCCAUCUUUUAUGUCAUCCAGCCAGAACAAUUACUUUUCUCCUAUUACUCUGCUUUCCAAUGAUAAAUGCCUUAGAAUUGUGACUUUUAAUCUUAGGAAGACGAGAGUGUAUUGAAAAUAGUUAGGAUUUGACAAACUAAAGAGGUAAACAGUCCUGUAUUUUAAUAGGACAGCGAGUUGCUGGAGAGCAAUUCUUAAUCCAGUUAUGGUGUUACCUUGUAUUGUUGAAAAAAGCUUCAUGGAUAAUAAUUUCAAGUAUUUGGAGGAUCUGGCUUGACUGGAUUUCAGAGUUAUUUGAAGGACCACGAACUGGUUUUGUAAAAACUUGCCAUGUGCUUGGGAGCAGAAUGCAUCAUUUGUCUCAUUUCUAGGGCAUGUGCUACCUCCUUGCACAGUUGAGGAGACCUCUAUGGCUGUAUUCUCUGGGGUCAGGGUUGGGAUAUAGGCUACCAUAUAUAUAACCCAAAGUGCUGCUAAACAAUAGUAUGGAAAUAGUGAAUGUGAAUAUUUGGAAUUACAGAUUAAUUUCAAUUAACUACAGGGGAAAUUCUUUCUUUGAAUUUUUAUUUUUGGUAAGAACAUUUUUAAAUGUUCUACUCAUGAUAACUGUGCAGGAUAAGAAGAUUUGUAGAAUUCUUCAGGAUAAACUGCUGUACCACUUAGAACCAAGGUUACUAGUUCAACAUAGAUUUUUUUUUUUUCUGGAUUCCUAUGCCUUCCUGAUAUCUUUGCCAAAUGUAAUUGCUUUAUAGGUAGUAACCCCAAGAGAAGAGUGAUAUGAUUCAAGAAUGAUUCAGUAACAUAACUUUUGUGAGUUGCCAGAAUUCUUGGUUAUAGAGGAAAUGGCCUUUGUUGCUUACAACUAGGGAGAUGGAUUCCUAAGGCAUGUGCAGUGAUAUGGUAGAAUUACUAUAUUAAUGUCCACUUGUUUGAUUUUACAGUAGAACUAGGUGGUCUAGAAAAUUAUUUUAAUUAUUUUUAGGCUUUAUGGAGUGUAAUCAGCAUACUCGAUCUAUAUUGUGUAGGUUGGUAUAUGUGUACGUACUGUAAAGCCACUCUAGCAGUGAUGUAGAUCAUACCCCAGAGUUCUAAAUUUACCUUCUUCAUGCUCUUCAUUCAAUUCCUAGGCAGCCACGAAUUUUACUGUAUAUAUGUUCUUCAAGAGGUUAUAUGUCAAUGUGACUAUGAAGUGUUUAUGUACAUUUUGUCUUCUGUUUGUCCGAAUAGCUAAUUUGACAUGUAUUUACGUUAUGUGUGUGAAUAGCUCAUUUAUUAUUGACUACUGGAAAUAUAGAUUUACUACAGUUACUUGAUUAUCAUAUUGGUGCGGGAGAAUUGUCUGUAUUCUGUCAAUCAUGUUAUAAAUAAAUGCUGAUUGUCCAGGCAGGAAAUAUAGGCGGGAAAACCAGAUAGGAAGUAGAAAUGAUGUAAAGAGAACAGGAGAAUUCUAGGAAGGAGGAAGUUGAUUCCUCUCUCUCCUGCUCAGAUCACCAAAGCAGCAGGAUGUGAUCUACUCCACUGAAAAAGGUACUGAGCCACAUGGCUAACAUAGAUCAGAAAAAUGUGUUAAUCAAGAUGUGAGAGUUAGCCAUUGAGAAGCUAGAGCUAAUGGGCCAAUCAGCUUAUAAUUUAUGGAGACCUAUGUGUGAUUUUCUUUGGGGCUAAACAGUUGUGGGGUACUAGGCGGGACAGAAACCACAACAAGCAGCCUGGCCAGCCUUCAUGUUACAGACCCAUUGCUGUAACAACAAACAAGCCAGGCCCCCAUGCAUGUUAUAUCAUAUUUGUCAUUUUUCUUGCUCCGUUUUCUAAAUAUUAAAAACAGUUGUUGCCAUUUGAACUUCUGUUGAGAAUUCCCUGUUCAGUUCAGUGUGGCCAAAAGACACUUAAGGUCAUGCUCAACCCCCUUAGCAAUCAGGGAAAUGCAAAUCAAAACAACUUUGACAUAACAUCUUACACCUGUCAAAAUGGCUAAAAUCAAAAACACCAAUGAUAGCCUUUGCUGGAGAGGAUGUGGAGUAAGGGGAACACUCAUCCAUUGCUGGUGGGAAUGCAAACUUGUGCAACCACUUUGGAAAGCAGUGUGGCAGUUUCUCAGGAAAUUCGGGAUCAACCUACCCCAGGAUCCAGCAAUACCACACUUGAGAAUAUACCGAAGAGAUGUCCUUUCAUACUCCAAAAGCAUUUGUUCAACGAUGUUCAUAGCAGCAUUAUUUGUAAUAUCCAGAACCUGGAAACAACCUAGCUGCCCUUCAAUGGAAGAAUGGAUGAAGAAAGUGUGAAAUAUAUACAUAUUAGAGUACUACUCAGCAGUAUAAAAAAUGAUAUCUUGAAUUUUGCAUGCAAAUGAAUGGAAAUAGAAAACACUAUCCU